GCGCGCGCCACGGCGGCAUGGCGGGGGAGCGGGCAGUCGGGCUGGUGCGGGAGCUGCAGAGCGCUGCGGGCGGGCGGCUGCCGCCUUUCCGGGCGGAGGAGCUGCGGCAGACGCUGGAGGAGAUGCGGACGCUGUACGAGAGGAACCAGGCGGAUGUGUCUGAAGCGAAGUCGGGGCGGACGGAUCUGAUUUUCCUCAUCCGGUUUCGGCACUGUUGCCUGCUCCGCAACCAGCGCUGCAUCGUGGCCUACCUGUAUGACCGGCUGCUGCGCAUCCGGGCGCUCCGGUGGGAGUAUGGAAGCAUCCUGCCCAACACCAUCCAGUUCCACAUGGCGGCCGAGGAAGUGGAGUGGUUCAAUCGGUACAAGAAGUCCCUGGCUACCUACAUGAGGUCAGUGGGAGGAGAGGAGGGACUGGACCUUACACAGGACAUAAAGCCUCCUAAAAGCCUGUACAUCGAAGUGCGGUGUUUGAGAGACUACGGAGAAUUUGAGAUCGAUGAUGGCACCACCGUCCUGUUGAAGAAGAACAGCCAGCACUUCUUGCCCCGCUGGAAAUGUGAGCAGUUAAUCAGACAAGGAGUCCUGGAGCACAUUCUGUCGUAAGCAUUCAGGACAGGAGGGACAGACAGCCUUUGCUUGGUGGUGUGUGCAAUGGGAAGAGAACCCCGGUGUGUGCAGGACUUGAGCCACCUCAGUAUUUCAGAGCACCUUUCAACUCUUCAUAACACCUUGACGUGAAGAUCAGCUCUGAGCUUAUAAAGUAUGCCAACCACAUUGGCCAGCACUUCACGACCAGAGGGUGCGAGCAGUAACAAAGUGUGCCUGAGAGUCCUGCAGUGGGUGGAGGGAUGUUUGUAAGCCCCACAGCUACAAGCAGGGUUUGUGAAUGCAGUUUUGCUUGGAGCAGUUCUUUGUGCCUUGGGAAGUAAGAGACUGACCAGCUGUGCCCUGGGAGAGCUCCACUGCUGCCAAAUAAAAAACUGUUUCAGCUUUCAAUGUUAA
Molecule: messenger RNA, 1004 nt
Organism: Gallus gallus (chicken)
Lineage: Eukaryota; Metazoa; Chordata; Aves; Galliformes; Phasianidae
Gene: GINS1
Product: GINS complex subunit 1
Exons: 7
Coding region: 18-605 (195 amino acids)
Biological process (GO): DNA replication; DNA strand elongation involved in mitotic DNA replication
Cellular component (GO): GINS complex
Source: RefSeq, marked provisional